Molecule: messenger RNA, 3618 nt
Organism: Aptenodytes forsteri (emperor penguin)
Lineage: Eukaryota; Metazoa; Chordata; Aves; Sphenisciformes; Spheniscidae
Gene: MAN2A1
Product: mannosidase alpha class 2A member 1
Exons: 22
Coding region: 1-3618 (1205 amino acids)
Biological process (GO): protein deglycosylation; mannose metabolic process; N-glycan processing
Cellular component (GO): Golgi membrane
Molecular function (GO): alpha-mannosidase activity; carbohydrate binding
Source: RefSeq, a predicted model, not a curated record
AUGAACAUGUUCAGUAGAGGAAGACUAGGAUCCAAGGAAAGCCUCAAUUGCACUUACUGGAAGAAGUCCCUCCUGGGAUGUGUGUGUCUACGUCUCAUGCAUCCAGGCCCUGCCCUAGCUGAGGAGCUAUAUGGUGACCACAUUGCUCUACAAUACCGGGUCAGACAUGGACCCUCCCUUGCUGGCAUGCUGGGCAGUCACAGGCCUCACCAGGCAUGGAUAAGGGCUGUCUGGAAGAUGGGGCAGAUGUUGGGGAUGUGGGGGGCAGAUGUUGAAGAUGUGGGAAGCAGCUUUGGGGGCCAGCUUUCAAUUUUGCAAGAAAAAAUAGAUCAUUUAGAACGCCUGUUGGCAGAAAAUAAUGAGAUUAUUUCAAACAUACGAGAUUCAGUGAUCAAUCUGAGUGAAUCAGUAAAGGAUGGUCAAAAAAAUCCAGAGGCUAUAAACUUCAGUCAAGGAUCUGUCUCUGAGCUUUUUCCUUCUGCUUCAGUUUUGCUUGCAGUUGAUUCUGAGGAUUGUUUGUUUGCUUCAAAAAGUGGAAGCCAUGGUUCAGGUGUACAGAUGUUGGAUGUCUAUGACAUUCUUCCUUUUGAUAAUCCAGAUGGUGGCGUGUGGAAACAAGGAUUCGAUAUCACGUACAAUGAAAAUGAAUGGGACAGUGAACCGCUUCAAGUUUUUGUCGUGCCUCACUCACAUAAUGACCCAGGUUGGCUGAAGACUUUUGAUGAUUACUUCCGAGAUCAGACACAGCAUAUCUUAAAUAAUAUGGUUAUAAAACUGCAAGAAGACAACCGAAGGAAAUUUAUGUGGUCUGAGAUUUCUUACUUUUCAAAAUGGUGGGAUGGAAUAGAUAGCCAAAAAAAGGAUGCCGUUAAAAGGUUAAUAAAAGAUGGACAAUUUGAAAUAGUAACAGGAGGAUGGGUCAUGCCUGAUGAAGCCUCUCCUCAUUAUUUUGCUUUAGUUGACCAACUGAUAGAAGGACAUCAAUGGCUAGAAAAGAGCCUUGGAGUAAAACCAAAGUCUGGUUGGGCAAUUGAUCCUUUUGGGCAUUCGCCAACAAUGGCCUACCUUUUGAAACGCACAGGAUUUUCCAAUAUGCUUAUACAAAGAGUUCAUUACUCAGUUAAAAAACAUUUUGCAACGCAGAAGACACUAGAAUUUUUUUGGCGACAGAACUGGGAUUUGGGAUCCAGUACAGAUAUCCUUUGUCAUAUGAUGCCUUUCUAUAGCUAUGAUGUUCCUCAUACUUGUGGUCCAGAUCCGAAAAUCUGCUGCCAGUUUGAUUUCAAACGUCUUCCUGGAGGAAGAGUAAGCUGUCCAUGGAGAGUUCCACCAGAAGCCAUUCAUGCUGGAAAUGUUCAACACAGGGCUUGGAUGAUUUUAGAUCAAUACAGAAAGAAGUCAAAGCUUUUCCGUACUAAAGUUCUGUUGGCUCCACUAGGGGAUGAUUUCCGCUAUGCUGAGAGCUCAGAAUGGGAUCAGCAGUACCAGAAUUAUCAGAAGCUGUUUGAUUAUAUGAAUUCUCAUCCUGAGUGGCAUGUUAAGGCCCAGUUUGGAACUUUAUCAGAUUACUUUGAAGCUCUGCGCAAAGAAAGCAGUUUGGGUGAAGAAGGCAGCAAUUCAUUUUUCCCUGUUUUAAGUGGAGACUUCUUCACCUAUGCAGACAGAGAUCAUCAUUACUGGAGUGGAUACUUUACAUCACGACCCUUCUAUAAACGACUGGAUAGACUCCUGGAAUCCUACUUACGGGCAGCUGAAAUCCUCUACUCCUUGGCUUUGGUACAGUCCAGUAGAUCUGAGAAGUUGAGUGUAUUUCCUUCAGUGGAUAACUAUAAAUUGCUGACAGAAGCUAGGAGGAACCUUGGACUCUUUCAGCAUCAUGAUGCUAUUACAGGAACAUCUAAAGAUUGGGUAGUUGUGGAUUAUGGCACUAGGCUUUUCCAUUCAAUAAUGAACUUGAAGAAAGUGAUAAUUGACUCUGCUCAUAUUCUUAUCUUAAAGGAUAAUCAUGCUUAUAAUUAUGACACAUCAACUCCAUUCCUGAAGAUGGAUGAUGUUCAGUCUUCCCAAGAUUCUUUGCCACGCAAGACGGUUAUAAAGCUGACGUUGCAACCAAGGUACCUUUUGAUAUAUAAUCCUACGGAACAAGAGCGAUUUUCAGUGGUUUCAGUCAAUGUGAAUUCACCCAGAGUGAAAUUAUUAUCUCCUUUGGGAAAACCUGUUACUGUCCAGAUUAGUGCUGUUUGGGAUGGAGCAACUACAGUAUCACAUGAAGCAUAUCAGAUCUUUUUCGUGGCGCAUCUACCACCUCUGGGGCUUGGAGUUUACCAGCUUUUGGAGGUUCAGAGUUCAGAAGCAGUUUUAGCAGACUAUAACAUAUACAUGAAGAACAGUAGGCAGGAGAAGCCAGACAGACUUUUCAACAUAAAAGAGAUGCAGAAUUCUGUGGAUAAUAUAAUCUUAGAAAAUUCUUACAUGAAACUAUGGUUUUCUGGAAUGUCUGGAUUACUGGAGAAAAUGAAUACCAAAGAUGAUGGUAAAAAUCAUCAAAUGAAGGUGGAGUUUGCCUGGUAUGGAACUACAAGUAACCGGGAUAAAAGUGGAGCUUAUCUCUUCUUACCAGAUGGAGAUGCCAAGCCUUAUAUUUUUACAGAUCCACCUAUCAUAAGAGUUGCUCAUGGAAGGAUUUUCUCAGAAGUUGUAUGUUUUUUCCACCACGUGACACAUACCAUGCGACUGUAUAAAGUCCAGGGUUUGGAAGGCCAGUCUCUUGAAGUUUCCAAUAUUGUGGAUAUUAGAGGAGAAUAUAAUCGUGAGCUUGCAAUGAGAAUUUCAUCUGACAUAAACAGUCAAAAUAGAUUCUAUACUGAUCUUAAUGGAUAUCAGAUCCAGCCCAGACUGACGAUGAGCAAAUUGCCUCUUCAAGCAAAUAUCUAUCCUAUGACUACAAUGGCUUAUAUCCAAGAUGUUGGCGUUCGUUUGACGCUUCAUUCAGCUCAGUCUCUAGGUGUUGCAAGCUUGAAAAAUGGUCAGUUGGAAGUGAUCAUGGAUCGUCGACUUAUGCAGGAUGACAACCGUGGCCUUGGACAAGGUGUCCAAGAUAACAAGAUUACAGCUAAUAUCUUCCGACUUCUGCUGGAAAGAAGACAUGGAACAGAUGUGAAUGAAGAGAAGGCAUCAGUCAGUUUUCCCUCACUUCUUAGCCAUAUGACUUCUUCUUUCUUAAAUCAUCCUGUAAUUCCAAUGACAACAUACGCAGAUUCAGGUGUCCCAGAGAUGCUAAAUACUUUUUCUCCACUCAUGUCAUCAAUGCCUUGUGACAUGCAUAUAGUCAAUCUGAGGACAAUCCAAUCAAAGGUAGAUAUUGAGCCGUCUGAUGAAGCUGCUCUGAUUCUUCACAGAAAGGGAUUUGACUGCAGAUUUUCAAACAGAGACACGGGUCUUCUCUGUUCCACUACUCAGGGAAAGAUAAAGGUGCAUAAACUCUUUAACAAAUUCAGAGUGGAAAGUCUUACACCUGCAUCUCUAUCUUUGAUGCAUUCACCUCCGGAUGCCAGAAAUAUAAGUGAAAUAAAUAUGAGUUCUAUGGAGAUAAAUACGUUCCGGAUUCGGCUAAGAUGA